Molecule: messenger RNA, 630 nt
Organism: Triplophysa rosa
Lineage: Eukaryota; Metazoa; Chordata; Actinopteri; Cypriniformes; Nemacheilidae
Gene: fdx1
Product: ferredoxin 1
Exons: 3
Coding region: 1-384 (127 amino acids)
Biological process (GO): P450-containing electron transport chain; positive regulation of oxidoreductase activity
Cellular component (GO): mitochondrion
Molecular function (GO): 2 iron, 2 sulfur cluster binding
Source: RefSeq, a predicted model, not a curated record
AUGUCAUCCUGCAGGACUGAGGAGAAGGUGACAUUAAACUUCGUAAAUCGAGACGGAAAAAGGAUUUCGGUGACAGCAUUAACUGGAAACUCAAUACUUGAUGUUGUUGUCGACCAGAAUCUAGAUUUUGAUGGAUUUGGUGCAUGUGAGGGAACUUUGGCCUGCUCGACAUGCCACGUUAUUUUGGAGGAGGAUGUAUAUAAGAAGCUUGGAUCAAUUUCUGAUGAAGAAAUGGACAUGCUGGACUUGGCUUAUGGGCUUACAGACACAUCUCGUCUGGGUUGCCAAGUGUGUUUAAGGAAAGAUCUGGACGGGAUGAUUCUGCGUGUACCAGAGACGGUGGCUGAUGCUCGAGUGGACAGUCAACAAGAAUCUUCUACGUAAUCUCAUCAACACUGUAGGAUGGAUGUUUAUUUCAUAGGCAGUAUUUUAAUAGUAAACCUUCCUAAUAGAGUAUAUUCCUUAAUGUUAUUUGUAUCACUUCCAUAAUAAGUUUCAUUUUUAAUUGCACAGAUUCUGCGAGUCUUUGUAUGGAACUAAGAAAUGGAUGUAUCUUUGUUGAGACGUAUUUGAAUGCUAAUAUAAUUGUAUACUUGAUUUAUUAUAAUAAAUGAGAUUAACUAUUUUAAA